Brassica napus (rape) is the source of this 588-nucleotide messenger RNA. RefSeq names its product glu S.griseus protease inhibitor-like. Gene Ontology annotation, molecular function: serine-type endopeptidase inhibitor activity. Gene Ontology annotation, biological process: response to wounding. Lineage: Eukaryota; Viridiplantae; Streptophyta; Magnoliopsida; Brassicales; Brassicaceae. The transcript is spliced from 2 exons. Bases 113 to 343 code for a protein of 76 amino acids. The record is from RefSeq and is a predicted model, not a curated record.
GGAAGUGAAUAGCCCCCACAAAAUUCUCUAUAAAUAGUCAUUUUGUUCUUGUGCAAUCUACAUAAAUCAUCAUCUCCAAAGAAAGAAAAUAAACUCAAAAAAGAAAAGAGAAAUGUCGGACGUCUGCCAAGACACCGCAGGUGAAGGGAUGAAGAGCUCGUGGCCUGAAUUGGUGGGGAAAAGAGCAGAAGAAGCAAAAGAUAUAAUUGAUAGAGAGAAUACCAAAGUGAAGGCUGAGAUUAUAUCUGAAGACGCUAUUGUUUUGGCUGUUGUGGUUUGUGAAAGGGUUUAUGUUCGUGUCAAUGACUGUGGCAUUGUCACACAAACCCCUUUCGUCGGCUAAAUCAGUUAUUAUACACUCUGUUUGGGUGAAUAAAUAUGGAUCUUAUGCCUCUUUACAAAAAAAAGAAUAAAUAUGGAUCUUAUUAUGUAAGGUACUAAGGUAACUAACGUAUGUGUUAUAUAAGGUAUGGUUUUCGUGAAUAUUGUUAUAAGGAUUUGAGGCGUAUUAAAUGCCUCCAUUUGUAUUUUCUUAUUGUAACCAGAUUGUUGCAUUUGCUAUGUAAUUGGAAUAAUGAAAUUAAUGUA